AUGCGGAAAAAUGAAGGGUUGAAGAUUGGACCUGGGAGAUCCAACAAAACAGCCUUUGCUGUAGUUCCCAUGAAGUCUUGGAAUGGGCGAUGGGCGAUAUGUGCUAAGAUUAGUGUGAGAGAGAUCAUGGUUGAAGAAGUUAAGGAGAUCAAUUCUAAUUCAAAGACAAAGGGUUUAGUUUACUGGACUGGUUUGGUGCCCCAUGGUGGCAUUCGCAAUGCGAUUCAAAAUCAACAAGGGAGGAUGACUGGUCCUACAAGACGAUCAAGAAAAUGGACAGGGGAGGAGGAUAAAAUAUUAGCUGAUGCAGUCAAAAGGUACAAUAGCAAAAAUUGGAAGAAGAUCGAGCCAAUGAAGGUUGUGAUAUUCAUUAGCUCACAAGUUUCUGUUUUCUGGUUGAGAUUGCCAGUGCUGUUGAUAUCUCUUGCAGCUGAAUGUGUUCCUGAUAGAACAGAUGUUCAGUGCCUGCAUCGAUGGCAGAAGGUUCUUGACCCUAAACUUGUUAAAGGUCCCUGGAAAAAAGAGGAAGAUGAUCUCAUUCGAGAGCUUGUUGAAAUACACGGAAACAAGAAAUGGUCUCAAGUAGCAAAACACUUGACAGGCCGCAUAGGCAAGCAAUGCCGAGAAAGGUGGCACAACCAUUUAAAUCCAGAUAUUAAUAGAACUCCAUGGACCAAAGAGGAGGAGGCAGUUCUCAUCAAAGCCCACGGAGCAUAUGGUAACAAGUGGGCUGAGAUCGCAAAGCUUCUGCAUGGAAGGACUGAAAAUUCAAUAAAAAAUCAUUGGAACUGCUCAGUGAGGAAGAGAAUAGAAUCAUAUCCAGCUCGUGGUUUGGACUUUUAUAGUUACAAGACAAAAGCAGAUGGCAAGAAGCUAGAGGUGGGCAAGCAAAGAAAUGAUCGGGGUGUGAACUUGUGCUCAAACGUGGAACCUUGUUCACUGGAUUUGGUUCUUGGAAAUGUUGGUAUAAGGGAGGGCCAAUUGAAGACGUCAGAUAAUGAAAUUUGUAAAGAGUGGAACGAUUCAGCAAAGUCCACAGGUAGAACUAUAGGUACUAAAGCUACUGAUACAUGUGUUCUGUCCAGCCAAGAUUGCAGAGAAAGUGCCAGUAGUGCAUACACAUCUGAGUCAACAGACCAUUCCUCUGUUAACCAGGCUGGGAAAAUCUGUGAUAUUUCUUUCGGUAGUCUCAUGAGGUCUCCAUAUUCACAAGAAAGGACUCAUGAGACUACAAAUACUAUCAAUUCAUUGCCUUCUGAAGCACUUUCUCCGUCUUUGGAUCUCUCUUUGAGUACUCCAUUCAGUGCACAUGGUUAUGAUGAAACAAUGGGUAAAGUUUCUUCCCCCUCUCUCAUUUUUGAGCAUGUAAUCUAG
This is a messenger RNA of Populus nigra (black poplar), 1374 nucleotides long. RefSeq names its product transcription factor MYB3R-2. The coding region runs from base 1 to 1374 and encodes 457 amino acids. Gene Ontology annotation, biological process: regulation of DNA-templated transcription. Gene Ontology annotation, molecular function: RNA polymerase II cis-regulatory region sequence-specific DNA binding; DNA-binding transcription factor activity, RNA polymerase II-specific. The transcript is spliced from 10 exons. Lineage: Eukaryota; Viridiplantae; Streptophyta; Magnoliopsida; Malpighiales; Salicaceae. Gene Ontology annotation, cellular component: nucleus. The record is from RefSeq and is a predicted model, not a curated record.